Messenger RNA from Ipomoea nil (Japanese morning glory), 792 nucleotides. Its product is annotated as elongation factor 1-delta-like. The record is from RefSeq and is a predicted model, not a curated record. Gene Ontology annotation, molecular function: translation elongation factor activity; guanyl-nucleotide exchange factor activity. Gene Ontology annotation, cellular component: cytosol. Gene Ontology annotation, biological process: translational elongation. Bases 103 to 777 code for a protein of 224 amino acids. The transcript has 6 exons. Lineage: Eukaryota; Viridiplantae; Streptophyta; Magnoliopsida; Solanales; Convolvulaceae.
GUCGAAACUUGGCUCUUUCACUCCACUCUUAACAACUCUCUGAGCCUCUUUUCUCCUCGGUACUCUUGACAGCUUCUGGAUUUGUCACAUUAAUAUCUGGAAAUGGCUGUCACAUUCUACAACCUCAACUCAGAUGCUGGUCUCAAGAAGCUUGAUGAGUACCUCCUUACACGUAGUUACAUUACUGGGUAUCAAGCUUCCAAGGAUGACAUCACAGUAUAUUCGUCACUUCCCAAGCCCCCAUCAUCUGAAUAUGUCAACGUUUCUCGGUGGUACAAACACAUUGAUGCACUUUUGAGGAUCUCUGGUGUAUCUGGAGAAGGUUGUGGUGUAACCAUUGAAGGUUCUGCACCUAUCCCUGCGGGCGUGGUAACACCACCUGCCGCUGACACAAAGGCUGUUGAAGAACGUGUUGCAGUUAUUAAGGCUUCAAGCAAAACGAAAGAGUCUGGAAAGUCCUCGGUUCUUUUGGAUGUGAAGCCAUGGGAUGACGAGACUGAUAUGAAAAAGCUCGAGGAAGCUGUUAGAAGUGUUUCGAUGGAAGGAUUACUCUGGGGAGCAUCUAAACUUGUUCCGGUUGGGUCUGGUAUUAAGAAACUACGAAUUAUGCUCACCAUUGUGGAUGACCUCGUGUCCGUGGAUGAACUUAUUGAGAAUUAUCUCACUGUUGAACCUGUCAACGAGUAUGUCCAGAGCUGCGAUCUCGUUGCUUUCCACAAGAUAUGUAAGCUCACUUGUCCUUCGAUUCUUCUUUUAAUUAAUGGCUACAAAGUGUGAUCAUUGAGUUUUACA